This is a messenger RNA of Laccaria bicolor S238N-H82, 171 nucleotides long. RefSeq lists its product as uncharacterized. The transcript has a single exon. Bases 1 to 171 code for a protein of 56 amino acids. NCBI's taxonomy places the organism in Eukaryota, Fungi, Basidiomycota, Agaricomycetes, Agaricales, Hydnangiaceae. The record is from RefSeq and is a predicted model, not a curated record.
AUGGAAAUGAAGUGGACGAUGCGGUAUUUUACGAAGCGGGCAGUAUAUUGGGAAGGUCUGAGGGAUCUAAGCGCCGAUGGUAAGCGCUGCUAUGCUUCCCGCCAAGCAGCCAUGUGGCGAGGAUUCCACGUGCAAGCCUUAUCGGAAUGUCAACUUUCCGGCGCUAUUUAA